Messenger RNA from Serinus canaria (Common canary), 4700 nucleotides. RefSeq names its product septin 11 (gene SEPTIN11). The coding region runs from base 16 to 1374 and encodes 452 amino acids. NCBI's taxonomy places the organism in Eukaryota, Metazoa, Chordata, Aves, Passeriformes, Fringillidae. Gene Ontology annotation, molecular function: GTPase activity; molecular adaptor activity; GTP binding. Gene Ontology annotation, cellular component: cell division site; septin ring; septin complex. The record is from RefSeq and is a predicted model, not a curated record. Gene Ontology annotation, biological process: cytoskeleton-dependent cytokinesis. The transcript is spliced from 11 exons.
UCUCUUCAAACAGUCAUGUGUUACUAUGUAGCCAUACAGAAAUGGCUUUUGGAGGGAAAAGGUACAAGCUUGACAUCGAAAGGACUACAAAUGAACGAUGACCUCAGGAACCUGUCCCUGUCCGGCCACGUGGGCUUCGACAGCCUCCCGGACCAGCUGGUCAACAAGUCAACGUCACAGGGCUUCUGCUUCAACAUCCUGUGCGUGGGCGAGACGGGCAUCGGCAAGUCGACGCUGAUGGACACGCUGUUCAACACCAAGUUCGAGAGCGAGCCCGCCACGCACAACGAGCCCGGCGUGCGGUUGAAAGCGCGCAGCUACGAGCUCCAGGAGAGCAACGUGCGCCUCAAGCUGACCAUCGUGGACACCGUGGGCUUUGGAGAUCAGAUCAACAAGGAUGACAGCUACAAGCCCAUAGUGGAGUACAUCGAUGCUCAGUUCGAAGCCUACCUGCAGGAAGAGCUGAAGAUCAAGCGGUCCCUGUUCAACUACCACGACACGCGGAUCCACGCCUGCCUCUACUUCAUCGCUCCCACCGGACACUCCCUCAAAUCCCUGGACUUGGUUACCAUGAAGAAGCUUGACAGUAAGGUGAACAUCAUCCCCAUCAUUGCCAAGGCUGACACCAUUGCAAAGAACGAGUUGCACAAGUUCAAGAGCAAAAUCAUGAGCGAGCUGGUCAGCAACGGCGUCCAGAUCUACCAGUUCCCCACCGACGAGGAGACGGUGGCCGAGAUCAAUGCCACCAUGAGUGUCCACCUUCCUUUUGCCGUGGUUGGCAGCACUGAGGAAGUGAAGAUUGGCAACAAGAUGGCCAAAGCCAGGCAGUACCCCUGGGGUGUCGUGCAGGUUGAGAAUGAAAACCACUGUGACUUUGUGAAGCUGCGGGAGAUGCUGAUCCGGGUGAACAUGGAGGACUUGCGGGAGCAGACGCACACCCGGCACUACGAGCUGUACAGGCGCUGCAAGCUGGAGGAGAUGGGCUUCAAGGACACAGAUCCAGACAGCAAACCUUUCAGUCUCCAAGAGACUUAUGAAGCCAAGAGGAAUGAAUUCCUGGGCGAGCUGCAGAAGAAGGAGGAUGAGAUGCGGCAGAUGUUUGUCAUGCGGGUGAAGGAGAAGGAAGCAGAGUUGAAGGAAGCAGAGAAGGAUCUUCACGAAAAGUUUGACCACCUAAAGAGGACUCACCAAGAAGAGAAGAAAAAGGUGGAAGACAAAAAGAAGGAACUUGAGGAAGAGCUGAACAACUUUCAAAAGAAGAAGGCAGCAGCUCAGCUAUUACAGUCACAGGCUCAGCAGGCAGGUUCUCAACAAACCAAGAAAGACAAGGACAAGAAAAAAAAUCCAGCCUCGAGGAACAUGCCUGUGUCUUAGUGUGUCCUUUGUGUCGCUCCACACCAGUGCAAGCUUCACAUAAAGCCUGUCGAGCCAAGGAUGUUCCUGCAUUCACCUGCUUUUGCAGUAAUGUGUCUCUGCCAUCUGUUUUCUUUUUAUAUUUUUUUUUCCAUUUUUUAACAUGAAUAACUAUUAACUCAUAACAUAGUGGGAACGAGAAGGAAGAGGGAUUGGGUGCAGGACUGUGUGUGAGUGGAAGUUCAGGGGUGGGUGGAGGGACGAGGUAAUCACCUCGAUGACACCAUGCAUUUCUCUCACCCAAACCAUCAGCAGUGAAUUCUUUUUGGCCCCCAGUCUGAACUGAGAUCAGAGUGGGCUGUCAGCAGCUCAGGUAUUGGUGGCUCAGGUGCCCUCAGGGCUGCUGGCUGUGCCCUGGGAUCCCCAGGGAAUGAGUGCUGCAGGAAUGCCCCAGCCAGCCCAGGCCACAGCUGAGUUUAGCCUGACUCCCAAUUCCUUGAGGAGCUGGUGUGUUGAGCAGCCCCAGUCCCUGCCGGGAGAGGGAGGGAGGGGGGUGUGUGUAGAUAACCAAGUGUAACUGACCUUGCAUGCCCUGACAUUUGCAUGAUCAUUUGUGUUAGUCCCUGUUCCCUGCUGUCUGCCCUGGCCUGGUUUUCCAGCCUCCCUUCCAGCUCAGUGGGGAAGGACCAUUCCCAGCACUGCUCUCCCUGCACUAUUGCCUCAAACCUUUGGAGCCUCCCUUAAGUCCUGCCUGCUUUCCGAGGGGCAGGAUCUUAAGGAGGCUUAGCAGCCCCCAUGGAAUCAAAUGCCCGGGCAGGGGGAAGAUAGAGCCUUCAGCAUCCUCCUGGAGCUUCCAGGAGCAUGUGGGAUCCAGAAUUCCAGGCCAAGGGAGAGAAGGUGCCUGCACACACAGUCUCUGCGCUGCCCCCAAGCCCUCCUGCAGCAGGAAUCAUGUCCCCUCCAGGUGUUCCUAGGACAUGCCAAGGAGGUGUAGGAUAAGCCAGGCCCUGCUCUCUGGCCAGCUCACAGUGGGAGUGGGGCUGUUCCAAGUGUUUUUUCCAUGCCAUUGCUUUCAGUCUUCCCCUUCCUUCCCAAGGAGUGGCGAGCCGUGCUCACCCUGCGACUCCUGGAUUUCUCCCUCUGCCAGUGCACAGCCAGCACUUCCCAGCUAGGCAGUCUCUUUAAAGCCUUCUUACACAAAACUCAUCCUGCCUGAGUCUCCCACUGCAGCUGUUGGCCUGCUUCUGGAUGCAGUUUCUCUGGGGGGAAAGAAAAGGCACACUUCUCACUGCUUUGAAUCCCUUUUUCCUCAGGUCUUGGAUUGGGAAGUGCUUGGAGGUUAGCUUAUGGGUUGUCUUGCUUUUUAACCCUCACUGCUUAAACAUGGCUUUAGGAAGAGGAUGUCUAUGUACCAUGUCUUGGUGGAGAGCAAAAAUGGAUAAAUAAGCUGGAAAUAAAGCAGUUAACCUUUUUAUCCUUUUUAAAAAUGUUUUACAUUUUUUUUUAUAUUUUUAAAGUAGUUUUAAAAAUUAUUAUUUUGUUGUUGUUUGGGUUUGGUUUUUUUUCCCUCCUUGAGUUGCCAACUAUGCACUUUUCAUCAGGUUAAAUAGGUUUGCUGCAGGGUUAGCUGGAAAAAUGAAAUUCUGGUUCUUGUGGCUUCUGGCAAACCCAGCUUUAAAAUCCUGAGUUAUGAAGGAAGAAGUUUGAGCUGUUUGCAUGAGUUUUUUUACAGUCACAUCUCGUGCCCAUCACCGAGUGCUCGUGGCAAUAUGCUUUGCUUCAGCUGCCUCUGUGCGUGUCAUCUUCUUAAUUACCAGUGUUUUGUGCCAAGCAGAAAACUUAAUUUUAACAUUUAUUUCUCCUGCUUCAUUUAACAGCCCUUCAUGGGAUGUUCAGCAGGGGAAAUCAGCUGAGUUGAGCUUUUCCUUUUUGACAGAAAGCUGUGGCCAAGUGCAUUAGUGUCUUUUUGGUUGAGUUUUUCUCCAGCAGAAAACCAGCUGUGUUGGAGAAACUGGGAAUAAACCACAGACUUGAAGAUGUCCAAGGUACUGUUUUGUUUUUUUGCCAAAGGAGAUGGAAAUGACUUUUUUCCCCAUCUUGAACCCCUGGGCCAUGUUUAGCUCGUUCCUGCUGCUCUUGUUGCUUUUCCUUUCCCCGUGCCUUUUUUCCCAGUAGCCCCUGACGUGCAUGGAGUGAAUGACAGACUCAGGUCUGGCUGGAUGUGCUUUCACCUCUGCAUGUAAGUACAGCAGGAAGAGACUGACCCUUCCUGCCUUGCUCCUGGCAGGAGACCAGCUGUGCUUUUCUGGGAGAUUCUCCAAGUCCACUUACUUGCCAGUGGGGUGGUUAACCCUCCUCUAAAACUGCAUGUUCCUCACAAGGUGGAUUUCGGUCCUUAGGCUAAUGAAGAGGAGCAGGAAAGCAUGUUAAAAGGUGCUUUUUUCUGGGAUGGUGAUGUUCCCAGGGCAUGGAGCAAACCCCCAGAAUGGAAAAGCAAAGACAGUCCAGGUCUCUGUGUGGGGCUGUGGCUGCUCUGUAGAGAGGGGGCUCACAUGAGUCUGGCAGGCAGUGGGAGAGGAGGAGAUGGAUUCAGGGUUUGCUCCCCCAGAACCUUGCAGGGAUCACUCAGUUCCUUCCGAGGGAGGGCAGUGAGUAGGAAGGUGCUCUUGGAGCUCGUGGUUGUGAAGUGCAUCAUCUUGAGAUGCAUCUCCUGUGAUGCUCCAGGAGCCACAGGAGAAAGCAGGUGCUGGCAGCCACCCCGGGCUCCUCUCCAGCUGGAGAGCUGCCACUGCUGUCACCCCCUCCGUGUGCUUCUGACAGCCUGGAAUCCCGGCAGGGAGCUGCCUGUCUCCCUGGAAGGACAUCCACGUUAAACAGGGCCCAUGGUUCUGCAGGCAGCUCUCCUCUGCUUCUCCCAAGGCAUCCCAGUGCAGCUGGAAAUGUCUUUUUGUGUGUGAGCAGCUCAGCCGUGUCCGUGUGACUCCAGAGCCCUUCCGUGUCCCUUCUCCCUGGCCCGGGCAGCGCGUGCAGGGUGCCACAGCUGCGGCGCUCUCUGCCUGCACCGAGCUCUGCAGACAUGAAGGGUUUUUUAAUUCUUGGGAAACAAAGCUGUGAACAGCGGUAGAAAUCUUGUAUUUUUAAUAUCCUGAUUGCCUUAAACCAUAGAUGUAGGAGUUUAUUACCUUGCUAUUGGAAAAUAACCCACGUUUGUAACUAAACAAUUGUGUAACCUACAUACAGUGUUAAUGCAAAUGAUAUGUAUGCAUCUGUUAGAUAUUGUCACUUUAUUUGAUGUUAAAAUAUUUCAGUUUUUGAAUUACAGAUGGAAUAAUAACCUUCUAGCAUAA